AUGGCAGACACCGAUAGCCCAGACAACGAUCCUACGACGCGCACGCUACUGCGGCGUGUGAUAGACUCAGCAGCCCCGCACACCCCGCGGCGGCCUCGCAGUACCGGGGCUGGCACCCAGAGAGCCCUGCUUGAAAAGCCAUCCUCCGGGACUUUGAGCAGCCAAACAAAGUCGACAGGCAGGCGACACUCCCAUGGGGCCAGAACUGUUGACAGAAGGUCCCAUGUUCAAGCCAGUGGGCGCCUGGAGAAGCAGACACCCCGGACCUUGCUGAAGAACAUCCUAUUGACAGCCCCAGAAUCGUCCAUUGUGAUGCCAGAGUCAGUGGUGAUACCAGUACCAUCACAACAAGUGGUCCAGCCCUCCAGACGGGAGAGCAGUCAGGGCAGCUGGGAGCUGCAACUUCCUGAGCCUGAGCCCCCAACAACCCUGGCUCCAGGUCUGUUGGCCCCCGGCCGGAGGAAGAAGAGGCUAAGACUGUCCGUGUUUCAGCAGGAAGUGGACCAGGGGCUGCCUAUCUUCCAAGAGCCUCAUGGGAAUAUCGAUGCUUCCCCCCACACCAGCUCCCUCAACCUGACAUUUACCACACCUUGCCAGUCACAGUCAGUGCCUAGGCCAGGUCUGGCCCGAAAACCUCCCAUCCGCCGAGCUGUAGAUGUGGGAGCCUUCUUGCGGGAUUUGCGAGAUACUUCCAUGGCGCCAAAGGACGCUGUGCUGGAAGAAACCCAGCCCUUCUCCCCACCCUUGGUUGGCCACUUCCGCAGUGGACGCCACUCCAUGCCCUGUCCCUCUUACCCUGAGGCAGCAGAUACUGAGAGGGCUGCCAGUCGCAGGACAUGGAGUGGGCCUGGGCUACAGAACAACCGUCCUGGAAAACCAACCCAGCUUCUGGCAGGAAGGUCAGAGGAAGCCCAGACUCUUGCUGUGGGCUUCCAAAGCACUAGUAGUGGUGAUAUCUCUGAAGAAGAAGAGGUAGAACCCUUAGGGGAUAGAGUUAAUGAGCAAGCAGAGGAAAGGACAGAAGAAGAAGAUGUGAGUGUGAGUGAAGCAAUGGAGGUAACAGGAGCUCAGAGAUCUGGGGCUGAAGAGUCUGAGGGGCACUCGGAGGUGACAGAAACAGACAGAUUCCCUGGGGCUGCUGAGGCUGAGGAGCCAGAAGGAUCUUCAGGGGACAAGGAUUCUUCCAGUGAGAUAGCAAGUCCACGGUUGGCCUCCAGUACCUCUGAGUCUCCCCAGGUCAGGCGACUUCAUCAGUUUCCUGAGCCAGUCUCAUCACCCAACGCUGCAAAAUUGUGUUCAGAGCCUCUGGUGCCUCCAUCAGCUAGUGUUCCCCCAAGACCCCGAACUACUGGCCCCAGGCCCCGUCAAGAUCCCUACAAGGCUGGACUAAGCCACUAUACAAAACUCUUCAGCUUCUUUGCUAAAAUGCCUAUGGAGAAGGAGGCUCUUGAAAUGGUGGAGAAGUGCCUGGACAAGUAUUUCCAGCAUCUCUACAGUGAUCUGGAGGUAUUUGCGGCCCAUGCAGGCCGCAAGACAGUGAGGCCAGAAGACCUAGAGCUACUGAUGCGGCGGCAGGGCCUAGUCACCGACCAGGUCUCACUGCAUGUGCUUGUGGAGCGGUACCUGCCCCUGGAGUACAGACAGCUGCUCAUCCCAUGUGCCUUCAGUGGUAACUCUGUAUUCCCCACCCAGUAG
Molecule: messenger RNA, 1695 nt
Organism: Chrysochloris asiatica (Cape golden mole)
Lineage: Eukaryota; Metazoa; Chordata; Mammalia; Afrosoricida; Chrysochloridae
Gene: CENPT
Product: centromere protein T
Exons: 13
Coding region: 1-1695 (564 amino acids)
Biological process (GO): mitotic cell cycle; chromosome segregation; kinetochore assembly
Cellular component (GO): kinetochore
Molecular function (GO): protein heterodimerization activity; DNA binding
Source: RefSeq, a predicted model, not a curated record